This is a messenger RNA of Pocillopora meandrina, 5623 nucleotides long. The record is from the annotation of a GenBank genome assembly. NCBI's taxonomy places the organism in Eukaryota, Metazoa, Cnidaria, Anthozoa, Scleractinia, Pocilloporidae.
AUGGCCUUACAACCAUUUACGAAUGAACAAUUGAAUUAUCUCAAGUUUGCUUUCCUCGUGACAAAUGAAAUUCCUAAAGCGUUACGGAAAACUUUUGAACAGAUGUGGAACAACAUCGUUGCGUCGCGUUCUGGUUUUCAGCCCUGGGAUGAUUCUAAUGCUGUACGUAACCUGUUCUUAAGUACCGAAGGUGGAGCAUCCAAAGUCCCCACACAUCUUUCCUAUAAUGAAUGGGAUUGCACAGACUUAUUCCAGGCCACCAUCUAUGCGCGGUCCUUUACUUUGCGAGAUAGCACAGGCCAUCACAAGAUACUCCAUGAUUUGUAUUUGAGGUCAUGUAAAUUACCACGUGGUACUUUCCAUUCCUCUGUAGUUAGCUCGACUGGAGAUGACGCAGAAACCUUUGCACUGGCGAUCGAUCAGCUUCGUUUAUUGAGAAAUUCGCUCUUUCAUUUAAAUAAAUCCGAAUUGGAGAAAAUAAAAUACGAUCGAUACGUUCAACUCGCUAAAGAAGCGAUUAAAGCCCUUGGAGUUAAUACCGACCCUAUUGAUGCUGUUGGAAGUUUGACUGAGUCUGACUUUCCCACCGAGAAAGUUCGCAAGUUAGAAGAUGACGUCAGAAAAGAGCUUCAAAAAAGAAACGAAUUCCUCAAAGAAGAAGUUAUUGAUGACUUGCAUCUCUCACAGAAAUCUCAAAAGGAAGGUACUGAAGAGCUAAAGAAGACAAUCGAAUCUGCAAAUGCCACUACUCAAGACACGAUUGAAACUAAGUUUGCCGAGCUUCAAAUUGAAAGCAGACUUGUCAGAGAAGAUGUUAAAGAUGAACUUCAUCUUCAUAAAGACGACACUGAGAACCUGAAAGAGGCAAUCACUAAGAAUAUUGAUGGGCUUAAGCAAGAGAUGAAAGACCUUCUGAAGGAGUCGCAAAGUCCAGGUAAAAAGAAAAUUAAAAUGAAAUUUUUGUGAUUCUGAUUCGACCACAGCUUGAACCGCGAAUUCAUCGGGUUUCACCGAAAGAUCUGGUGAUGCUGAGUAUCUUUCUUCUCGCGCUAGUCACGUUUUGGUUUCCUUCACAGUAGGUGUAUAGUCUUGUAUGUAAUCGACACACAAUGCGUUCUCUCUGAAAAAACAAAUAAGUGACGAGGCAAAAAGAGGCUGCAUGGAAAAUUACCUAAAAUUUAAUUCCUCAAUAUUUUAUGUUUCUCUAAGGUAGAAAUACUGCUACACCUAAUUUAUUUGAUUCAAUGCGCGAACGAACGACGAACGAACGAACGAGGAUGACCUGUGAAAAUACACCUUCUGGAUUUCAUAAUCAUUUUCAUAUUUUCUACUGAAUAACGCAUUUGUACCAGAGGUUCAUUUAUUAAAUAUAUACAAAGAGAACAAACAUAGCAGCCUCGACUCUGUUAUGUUUUGUCAAAGAUUGAUUUAACCUUUGUGAUUGCAGCCACGAAGGAGGGAUAAGAAGUACUUAACUAAAAGUAGUGCUUCCCUAUACACCUCUUUUGUGCUAUCACCACCUUCCGUUAUAGAAUAGAGCUCAGUCGAGUCUUCUCUACUUGUGCGGUUCACUUCCCUUGUACCACAAAGGAUUUAGAGUGCAUACUGAUUGAUCUUGUGAAAACCGCUUCUUUAAUCACGUUUUAAUUGUCUAAGACUUACUUUCUUUUUAGGAGUUAAACAGCGAUUUCCACGAUUGAAUCUUCCUCCUCACUUUAUUGGCCGUGAAAAAGAAUGUGAAGAGAUAAUUGGUCACGUGACUUCUGAUUCGACCCAAAUCGUAACAGUCUGGGGGUCACCAGGGUUUGGAAAGACGUCUACUGCAAUCGCUGUGGGUCACCAGCUUCAAAAGGACGGUCAACCUGUUUGCUUUAUCUCACUACGCGAGCUUAAUUCAAAAGAUGAUUUAACUUCAAAGUUACUCAGCCACUUUCGAACUGCUGAUUCGAAAAAUCAGAGUUUGACACCUGCCGAUGAAAUUGGUUUCAUUUUUGAAAGACAAUCGGAUCCAUGUUUUUUAGUUCUUGAUAAUGCAGAUGAUUUGUUUGAAUGUGGCGAGCCAGAUGUGAAAGAGACGACUGUUAAUUUGAUAAAAGACCUUCUCAAUCGCAGUGAAAAGGUCAAAUUUAUUUUAACCACACGGGAGCCAAUGGCCUAUUUGGAUAUGUCUCUACAGGGACACAAGUCCAUCAGAAUUAGAGAACUCGACAAGUCGUCCUCCAAUGCUUUAGUGAAAAAGUUACUGCCAAAGGUGAGCUCUGCUGACGCAACAAAAAUCGUGCACAUGUGCGGGCAGAUGCCCUUAGCCAUAUGGUUAUUGUGUAAGUUGCUCUCUGACGAUUCCGUCCAGUGUAGUGCAGAUCUUGAUGAAUUGAUGCUGUCUAAAAGAAGCCUACUUGAGUCGCUGGACAACCCAGAAUAUACCAGUAAUGCAAGGCUUAAAACCCUAUUUGAAUCGUCUUUCCAGAGACUGUCUUCGCAGGACCAAGAAGCACUGGUGUCUUUGAGUGUUCUCUCAGAGACAUUUGAUCUUAAGAUUGCAACAGCUGUUUUAGGACUAGAGAGAUCCACCGAAACUAAAGAAAUUCUGCGAAGACUGCAAGGGAGGGCUCUUCUAGAUAGAUGUCCAAAUUCGGAUAAAUUCUACAUUCACAAACUUUUACAAUCGUUCGCAAAAUACAAAGGUGAAAGGGAGAUGGAAGAAACAAUUUUGAUUGCGAACACUCGCUUUUUAUUAUUCUACAUUGACUUGGCUGAGAAACUCAAUGAGAUGUUCCUGACGGGACACUCCAUGAAAGCAUUGAUCGAGUUCUUCGACAAUGAAAGAAGCAUUGUAAAAAGUUUGAUGGAUGGUUGUACAAACGACAAGGUAGCGGACAGAGUUUUGCAAGUUUUGGCGAAAGCAGAGUUUUUUCUUGCCACUGUUUUUUACGACAACGAACUUAAUUUUGACAACAUUUUUCAAUCAGCAGUAAAGGCAGCUAGUCAGCUUGGACGAAGUGAUCUCCACAGACAACUACUUCAAUCCAAAGCGUUUGGCUAUAUGACUCGGGGCGGAGGUGGGAAAACAAUGCUGUUGCUUUCGGAGGCCAGAAGACUUCAAAGUUUGACCACUACCAUUUGUCCAGAAGAGAGAGGCAAACACUUGUGCUACUGUGGCAUCUAUCAACUUGUGGUAGGACAGACGCAAGAUGGAGUUGAAAGUUUAAAAUAUGCCAUUCCCCCUCUGAAUAAAACUGCUGAGCACACAGUUCUGAGACUUAUUAUACUUCAAAUCCUUGCCAUUUUCUAUCGAUGCACAAAUUACGAGAUGUCAGCCAUGUUCUACGACAGAGCAGUGCAAGAAUGCAGAGAUGCAGAAGACAUGCAUUUAUUGGUAAUUCCGGAUAAUAAUGGAGAAGCUAAUUAUUGGGAUGAACACAGAGUACCCUCAAGUACAGAAAAUCUUGGAAACGAACCCAUUGAAAUUGCAGUGAUCUAUCUUGUGGGCAGAGUAAUUGCAAAAAUAUCUUCAACUGAAAUUACAGAUUUUUCAAUCAAGUUACUGCUCAGACUGCUUCAAGGCAUCGAAUCAACCAAUGAAAUGACGAAACCUGGCUGGUUUAAAUUUCAAGCAAACAGCAUUAGUAUGCUGAGAAUUUUUCAUAAGUAUCAGGAAGGUUUAUCGCUAACUCAUAAACUAAUAACCUACCACCUAAGUUCACUGCAAGAGGGGACGGCAGGCGAAGAAAACACGAGCUCAAGUCUACACAAAGAAGCUCUAGCGGAGUGUUAUUUGCUAAAAGGAAAAAUUCAACAUUGCCUACGUCACUUCUCAGAAGCAUUCACUUCAAAACAGCAUGCUCUUACCAUCAUCUUAGAACUCUUCGGUGAAGGGCAUGUGAAGACUGCCGAUAUAUACUCGGAAUUAGGGUUUACAAAAUACGAACAAGGAGAUUUUAAUUCAGCCGCCAAGUCCCACGGGCGUGCACUCGACAUCAGAAUUCAGUUGCUUGGGAAAGAACACCAGAGAACCGCUGGCAGCUAUCGUGAACUGGGAGUUACCCAAUAUAUGCUAGGAGAUUACACCUCAGCCGCAGAGUCACUUAAUCAAGCACUAAACAUCAGACAAAAAAUAUUGGGUGAAGAUCAUGAGGAGACCGCUGACAGUUACAAUAUGCUGGGGAAAACCCAAUAUGUGCUUACAGAUUACAAUUCAGCCACUGUGUCACACAAGCGAGCACUAAACAUCAGACGAAAGAUAUUGGGUGAAGAUCAUCGGAAGACCGCCGACAGUUACCAUGAGCUGGGAGUUACCCAAUAUGUGCUGAGAGAUUAUACCUCAGCCACUGAUUUACUCAAGCGAGCACUAAAGAUUAGAGAGAAGGUAUUGGUUGAAGAUCACGAGAAGACCGCAGACAGCCACCAUAACCUGGGGGUUGCCCAGUAUAUACUUAGAGAUUACAUCUCAGCCACUGAGUCACUCAAGCGAGCACUAAAGAUCAGACAAAAGGUAUUGGGUGAAGAUCAUGAGAAGACCGCUGACAGCUACCUUUACCUGGGGGCUACCCAAUAUAUGCUUGGAGAUUACAUAUCAGCCACUGAGUCACUCAAGCGAGCACUAAAGAUCAGACAAAAGAUAUUGGGUGAAGAUCAUGAGAAGACCGCUGACAGCUACCAUGUGCUCGGGAAAACACAAUAUACGCUUAGAGAUUACACCUCAGCCGCUGAGUCACACAAGCGAGCAUUUAAAAUCAGACGAAUGAUAUUGGGUGAAGAUCAUCGGAAGACCGCUGACAGUUACCAUGAGCUGGGGAAAACCCAAUAUGUGCUUACAGAUUACAAUUCAGCCACUGUGUCACACAAGCGAGCACUAAACAUCAGACGAAAGAUAUUGGGUGAAGAUCAUCGGAAGACCGCCGACAGUUACCAUGAGCUGGGGGUUACCCAAUAUAUGCUUAGAGAUUAUACCUCAGCCACUGAUUUACUCAAGCGAGCACUAAAGAUUAGAGAGAAGGUAUUGGUUGAAGAUCACGAGAAGACCGCAGACAGCCACCAUAACCUGGGGGUUGCCCAGUAUAUACUUAGAGAUUACAUCUCAGCCACUGAGUCACUCAAGCGAGCACUAAAGAUCAGACAAAAGGUAUUGGGUGAAGAUCAUGAGAGGACCGCUAACAGCUACCUUUACCUGGGGGCUACCCAAUAUAUGCUUGGAGAUUACAUCUUAGCGGCCCAGUCCCUCAAGCGAACAGUUCUCAAGCAGUUUAACGCCCGGAUAUUAUCUUGGUUUGAGACCCCAGAGAAGUCUUUUUUUAAAUUCCUUUAUUGAAAGAUAUUGGGUGAAGAUCAUGAGAAGACCGCUGACAGCUACCAUGUGCUCGGGAAAACACAAUAUACGCUUAGAGAUUACACCUCAGCCGCUGAGUCACACAAGCAAGCAUUUAAAAUCAGACGAAUGAUAUUGGGUGAAGAUCAUCGGAAGACCGCUGACAGUUACCAUGAGCUGGGGAAAACCCAAUAUGUGCUUACAGAUUACAAUUCAGCCACUGUGUCACACAAGCGAGCACUAAACAUCAGACGAAAGAUAUUGGGUGAAGAUCAUCGGAAGACCGCCGACAGUUACCAUGAGCUGGGAGUUACCCAG